Molecule: messenger RNA, 7403 nt
Organism: Erpetoichthys calabaricus (reedfish)
Lineage: Eukaryota; Metazoa; Chordata; Cladistia; Polypteriformes; Polypteridae
Product: girdin-like
Exons: 34
Coding region: 761-6499 (1912 amino acids)
Biological process (GO): cytoskeleton-dependent intracellular transport; cytoplasmic microtubule organization
Cellular component (GO): centrosome; cytoplasm
Molecular function (GO): dynein light intermediate chain binding; microtubule binding
Source: RefSeq, a predicted model, not a curated record
AGGAGGAGGAGCUGCCGCUUCGGCUCUCGGGUUUCCCUUGGCUUCGUGCGUAUCCGUUAUUUGGUUGGCAGUGCAGCUGAGCCGAGAGCUUGGAGGAACGUGCGAGAGAGUGAGGCGUCGGAGCAGGCGCGUGGAUGGCUGGCACCGUGCGGCGCUGGAAGCGGAUCGAGCGGGAGAAACCUUUAACGAGAGCCUUUUCUUUAACGACGUAGGUUUUAACUGAGGCUCGGUGGAUUUUUUUUUCUUCUUUUUAACAGGUUAACGCCCAGAUGACCAUCGUCACCACCAAAGAGAAUUAAGACGCCCGUUGAUAUUAGCACCAAAGAAAAGAACCACUCCUGUUUCAUAGAAGUGCGGAUUUUAAUGUAGAGGCUUUAUUUUAUCUAAGACCGUGAAAGGCAGGGGGGACAGAGGAGGAGGAAGAGGAGGUGUGGAUAAAGCAUCGAUAAUUAGCUUGACCGGUUUCUUGGAAUUUAUCACUUUUCUUUCAAAUGCCGGAAAAUUCUUUAAGGUCAAAAAAACGGAGAUGCGCAUAAUCGCACGAUUCCGGGACUUGCAAGCGAUUGGAUUUACUGAUAGCCAUUGAAAUGAUCAUGUUGUGGAAUAAUACGACUUUGUUUAGCUCCUUUGGAUGGCUCUGAGGCACUUGAAACAAAUGUCUUUUUGAUUUAAUUGGCACAGGAAGCCACACGUUUUGUGCUAAAUAACAUUUCAAGAAGAGGCACUGGGGAGCGGUUUGCGGCUCCUCGGGAUUGCAGCCAUGGAUAGUGAAGUGUUCACUCCUCAGCUGGAGCAAUUUAUGCUCACUCCUUUGGUGACAUGGAUUAAGACAUGUGGCUCAUUUACCACGAAGGACUGUGGCAAACUUGCAGAAUAUAUGGAGUUAGUGGAUGGAGUGUAUCUGAACGACGUAAUGCACCAGAUCAAUCCAGAUGAUUCCGCUCAGCGAGCAAAUAGGAAAGUGAACAACGACAUAACUCUCCGGAUGCAAAACGUAUCAAUUCUUGUCCGGCAGAUCAAAUCCUACUACCAGGAUACUUUGCAACAGUUAAUAAUGAUGCCUCUUCCCGAUGUCCUUGUGCUGGGGCGGAAUCCUCUGUCUGAACAAGGUCUGGAUGAAAUGAAGAAACUGCUGCUGCUUUUACUUGGUUGUGCAGUUCAGUGUGAGAAAAAAGAAGAGUAUAUUGAAAAAAUUCAGACGUUGGACUUUGACACGAAAGCUGCAAUUGCAUCUCACAUCCAAGAGGUUACGCAUAAUCAGGAGAAUGUAUUUGACCUGCAGUGGAUGGAGGUGACUGAUUUGUCCCAUGAAGACCUUGACUCGCUUUUAAGGAAUAUGGCAUUUCAUUUAAAACGACUCGUAGAUGAGAGAGAUGAAUGUGCUGAGGCGAUUGUGGAACUUUCCCAGGAGCGGGAGUGUAGCCAUAUUCCACCCCUUGUAUCAUCAGUACCGUCCCCUAAUGGAUCGCCAAGUAUGCGGCGCACCGAAAGCAGACAACAUUUAUCUGUGGAGCUGGCAGACGCAAAGGCAAAGAUAAGAAGGCUUAGACAGGAGCUGGAAGAAAAAAGUGAGCAACUAAUGGAUUGCAGACAGGAGCUUGAACAUAUGGAAACAGAACUGAAGAAACUUCAGCAAGAGAGUAUGCAGCUUCUGGCAGAUGCUCGUUCAGCCAGGGCGUAUCGUGAUGAGCUGGAUGCUCUUAGAGAAAAGGCAGUUAAAGUUGACAAGUUGGAGAGCGAAUUAGGACGAUACAAAGAAAGGCUUCAUGAUAUUGAAUUUUACAGAAUCAGAGUGGAGGAACUAAAAGAAGACAAUCAAAUUCUUUUGGAAACAAAGACAAUGUUAGAAGAUCAACUUGAAGGUUCCAGGGCACGCUCUGACAAAUUACAUGAGCUAGAAAAAGAAAAUCUACAAUUAAAGGCAAAGAUUAAUGACAUGGAAUUGGAUCGGGACAUUGACAGAAAGAGAAUUGAGGAGUUGUUGGAGGAAAACUUAACUUUAGAAAUGGCUCAGAAGCAAAGCAUGGAUGAGUCAUUGCAUCUUGGCUGGGAGCUGGAGCAACUAUCUAAGACAGCGGAACACUCCGAAGUUCCUCAAAAAUCACUAGGGCAUGAAGUUAAUGAACUUACUUCUAGUCGACUAUUGAAGCUGGAAAUGGAAAACCAGGCUCUCUUGAAAACGGUGGAAGAACUUAGGACUAUAACUGAUCCAUCUGAAGAAAGUAACUCAAGAAUUUUAGAAAUUGAGAAAGAAAACCAGAGAUUAAAUAAAAAGUUGGAAAGACUGGAAAAUGAAAUGAGCAUCGACAAGCAAAGUUUACAAAAUGCAGAAAAUCUAAGCAGUGAUCUGAUGAAAGAAAAGGCUCAGCUUGAAAAGACUAUUGAGACUCUUCGAGAAAACUCGGAAAGACAGGUGAAAGUACUGGAGCAAGAAAAUGAGCAUUUAAAUCAAACAAUAUGCUCUUUACGGCAGCGUUCACAAAUAAGUGCUGAAGCAAGAGUAAAGGACAUUGAAAAAGAAAAUAAAAUCCUCCAUGAGUCAAUUAAGGAGACAAGCAGCAAGCUGAAUAAAAUGGAAUUUGAAAGAAAGCAGCUCCGAAAGGAGCUUGAGCACUAUAAAGAAAAAGGUGAAAAGACAGAAGAAUUAGAAAAAGAAGUGCACCGUCUAGAACGAGAAAAUGAGCAGCUUCAAAAAAGGAUUACAACUCUGACAAUCACUUGUGAAAAAGUGGAAGCACUGGAGAAGGAAAAUGCUGACUUAGAUGUGGAAAACAGAAAGUUAAGGAAAAAGCUUGAUAGCUUAAAGAACCUUAGCUUUCAGUUAGAGACACUAGAAAAAGAAAAUGCUCAGCUUGAUGAUGAAAAUAUUAAGCUAAGGAGAACAGUGGAGUCUUUAAAAUCAUCGUCCAUCAAGGUUGCACAGCUGGAACUUGAAAACAAAGAGUUGGAGAACGAAAAGGAACAGCUGAAGAAGAGCCUGGAGUUAAUGAAAGCAACGUCUAAAAAAACUGAGCGCUUAGAGGUCAGCUUUCAGGGGCUUGAUACCGAAAACCAAAGGCUCCAAAAAGCACUGGAGAACAGCAACAAAAAGAUCCAGCAACUUGAAAGUGAACUUCAGGAUAUGGAAACUGAAAACCAGAGCCUACAGAAAAACCUUGAGGAGUUAAAGAUAUCGAGCAAGCGCUUGGAGCAGUUAGAAAAAGAGAAUAGGUUACUGGAUCAAGAAACUUCACAGCUGGAAAAAGACAAGAAACAACUGGAAAAAGAGAACAAGAGGCUACGGCAACAGGCUGAGAUCAAAGACUCCACUCUCGAUGAUAACAACAUAAAAAUUGUCAACUUGGAGAAGGAAAAUAAAUCCCUGAUGCGUGAAGUGAAUGUGUUCAAGGAGACCUGUGUAAGGAUAAAAGACCUGGAAAAGGAGAAUAAAGAGCUUGUUAAGCAAUCAACAAUCGAUAAAAAGACUUUAGUCACUCUAAGAGAGGAACUUGUAAAUGAGAAGUUGAAGACUCAGCAGAUAAACAACGAUCUUGAAAAGCUGACACAUGAACUUGAAAAAAUUGGACUUAACAAGGAAAGACUCUUGCAUGAUGAACAGUCUACAGAUGACAGUAGGUUCAAGCUUUUAGAAUCAAAACUUGAAUCAACUUUAAAGAAAUCCCUUGAAAUAAAAGAAGAGAAGAUUGCAGCCCUUGAAGCACGCCUCCAGGAAUCUUCAAACUUGAACCAGCAGCUUCGACAAGAACUUAAGACUGUGAAGAAGAAUUAUGAAGCACUUAAGCAGAGGGAGGAGGAGGAGAGAUUGAUGCACAACACUCCUCCCAAGGGACAUGAAGACACUCGCACAAUCAGUAAAUGGGAAAAGGAAAGCCAUGAAGCAACCAGAGAGCUUCUGAAAGUUAAAGAUAGACUAAUAGAGGUGGAAAGAAAUAAUGCAACACUUCAGGCAGAAAAGCAGGCUCUCAAGACACAACUUAAGCAGCUGGAGACACAGAAUGACAAUCUGCAAGCUCAAAUCCUGGCUCUUCAGAGACAGACUGCCUCCUUGCAAGAACAUAACACAACACUACAAACACAAAAUGCUAAACUGCAGGUUGAAAAUUCAACUCUAAACUCACAAAGUGCAGUGCUUAUGGCACAGACGUCCCAGCUGCAGUUUCAGUAUACCAGCAUGGAGAAUGAAAAUGAAUUUCUGGUCAAGGAGAAAGAAGAUCUGAAGUCCAUGUACGACUCCCUAGUAAAAGAUCACGAAAAGCUAGCAGGUCUUCAUGAACAUCAGGCUGCUGAGUAUGAGUCUCUGAUUAAUAAGCAUGGGAACCUUAAAUCUGUUCAUAAAAAUUUAGAAAUGGAGCAUAAAGAUCUUGAAGACAGAUACAAUCAACUACUGAAGCAAAAAUCCCAGUUGGAAGAGCUGGAGAAAGUUCUUAAAGCGGAGCAAGAAAAAAUGCUUUUAGAAAACAAGGCUCAUGAAACAACAGCAGCAGAGUAUCAGAAGUUACGUGAAGAAAACGACAAGUUGAAUCAAACAUAUAAUCAGUUACUGAAGGAGAAUGAUGGUCUUCAAGCAGAUCAUAAGAGUAUGAAAAGUCUUCUGAACAGUGCAAAGCUGGAGCAAACUCGGCUUGAGGCUGAAUUUUCAAAAUUAAAAGAGCAGUAUCAACAACUAGACAUAACAUACACAAAACUUAACAACCAGUGUGAGUUGCUAAGUCAGUUAAAAGGAAACCUGGAAGAAGAAAAUCGACAUUUGCUUGAUCAAAUUCAAACAUUGAUGCUUCAGAAUAGAACAUUACUGGAGCAAACUAUGGAAAGCAAGGACCUCUUUCAUGUGGAACAGAGGCAAUACAUAGACAAGCUGAAUGAGCUGCGGAGACAGAAGGAGAAGCUAGAAGAAAAGAUAAUGGACCAAUAUAAAUUUCAUGAUCCUUCUCCCCCAAGGAGAAGAGGUAACUGGAUCACCCUGACAAUGAAAAAGUUUAUAAAACCAAAGAAUCGAGAGCGUAUAAAAUCAAUAACUAUUACUCCAACACGGUCUGAAUCAAGUGAGGGAUUUUUGAACUUACCUCAACAAGACAGUCAGGAUAGCUCUUCGGUGGGUUCUGGCUCCAACUCUCUUGAUGACAGCCUUUCAUUUGGAAAUAAAAAAAGCAGCAUGGCUGCACUGAAAAGAUUUCCCUUUAUGAGGAACAGACCGAAGGAAAAAGACAAAAUGAAGGCCAUCUAUCGUCGUUCCAUGUCCAUGAAUGACCUGUUGCAAACCAUGGUCGUGGCAGGAGGACAAUGGGAAGGUAGUUCUGAGAAUCUGGAUGGGCCUGAUGAUGCUUCUUCCAGGCUGAGAAGGAAAGAACUUGGAGCUAUGGCCUACUCUACUACAGCAAUCAACAGUGCCACACUGAAUCCUUCAGCUGGCCUCAGAUCCAAGAACAAGCAUAAAGCUAAAGACAAUGCAUCGUGUGAAGAUGUGGCUCCACGGGUCACAGAAGAACCUAGCAGUGGGUUACGGGUUCAAGGAGUGCAGAAUAUUAGCUCUGCAGAUGCUCUUGCUCCUCCUGUUCUUGGCACUUCUACAAUGUGCAGAAUUCCUUGUAACAUCUGUUCUUCCAGGCCAUCCAGUCUUGAUAGUGGCAAGACAAGCAGUAGUAAUAGCAAUAAUAAUGCAUCGCCGCUCGAAGCUCAAGCAGAUGCUGUCAAUGGGAGUCAGAGUCGACCACAAAGUCAAAGCAGCGGUGAAUUUAGUUUGAGCGUUGAUGCUGAAGUGUGGUCAAGUGGCAGUAGUCCAGUCCAGCAACCUGGCCAGGCUUAUCCGAGAUCUUCAAAACAGAGUCCUUUGUUUUUUCGAAAAACACUGGAAAUUCAGAAUCAGCAGAAGAAAAAAACAGCUUCUCCUGGAAGUGAGGUUGUUUCUUUGCAGCAGUUUUUGGAAGAAAGCAGCAAAGUAUCACCAACAAAUUCGGAAAGCCAAGAGAACCUUGUGACUGAGACUGCGAGGCGAAGCAGCGACUCCACAGAGACGACAGGGAAAUUGCGAAGAGAGAGGAACUCUGCUGGCAGCCGAGGCAUCAUUCGGUCAUCGAGUGGCAAAACAACAGUGGAUUUUUCUGAUGGCAGGCCCCCCAAACCUGGACAGAUAGUCAGACCUAGCCUGAGGAAAGCGGAGAGCACUCGUGUUAAAAGCACAACAGCUAAGCCUACAUUAGGAACACAGGGAAAGGCCACAUCGCUUGCUGAAAAACUAGACAAUGUUCAACAGCAAACAGCACAGAAGGACUGCAGCACUUUUUCCACAUUACCCCGUGCCAGUAGCGUGAUCUCGACUGCAGAAGGUUCUACGCGGAGGACAAGCAUUCAUGACUUUAUGUCCAAAGACAGUAGGCAACCAGUGUCUGUUGAUCCUUCUCCAUCUAAAUCAGAAUGCCAUGACCAAGAAGAAUUCAAUAUGGAAAGUUCACAAGAAUCCAGAAAAUCAAAAAGCAGAUCUGGGGAGCAACAUAGCUCCUAAACAUAGCCACCUACCACCAACAAAAUUGACUACGUGAGAGAAAAGUGAACUUCAAGUUGUCAUUUUGAAGCCUUUAUGUCUGGUCUACUGAGACUCUUCCCUGAACUUUGUGUUUGUAAAGCUAACAAAACGAUUUAUGAGCCCUCCUUCAGUAGAGCAUGUUAGAGGCACCAGAACUUUCCUUGAAUCAAGGAACAGUAUUGGACUUCAGUUACAGAAAAACACAUUUUAAGGACCGAAGAACGUUUUGGCAAUUUGCACUGCAGCUCAGUUUUUUAAUAACUGUUGAUGCAAAUUUUAGGACCAAUGUGGUGUAAUGGUGCCAACGUCUGUUCCAGUAGAGACACUUUCACAACUGGAAGAAGAAGAAGAAUCAUUCGCACAUCUGACAAAUGCUUUAAUUGAGACUGUGUGCUACUUCUUGUUUUGCUUUCUUGUAAAUAGGAAGCAUGUACACAAGUGGUGGAAAUCGGCUGAAUUCUGCUUUUGCUCCAACCUCUAGGCAUGAAGACACACAGCCUUUUGAUUUUACCAUGUUCUGCAUGAAGCAAUCUGAAUAUCUCUGUAAAAACACGACAAGGCCUUGAGUUACACAGUCUAUUGUACCAGGUUCAUCAAAGCAACACUUACUACAUGAACAUUGAAUUGUUCUUCACUUGUACUGAUGCAGAAUGUUUACAUGCCGAAAAGUGUGAGUCGCUGAAGCAGCUGAGUGAAAACACAACCUUCUAGUAAAUGUACAGGUACAGUGACUUUCUGACUGGUAUUCAUUUAAUCUAGCUAGCACCCUUUUAAUAACUGUGAUUCUGUAAAGAUCAUUUCCUUUUCCACUUUUACAUAAAUGCAUUUGAUGUGUUUAAUGGUCUUUGUGCUUCUGAGACUUUUAUUAAACAUUAAAAUGCCA